Molecule: messenger RNA, 2712 nt
Organism: Nematocida minor
Lineage: Eukaryota; Fungi; Microsporidia
Exons: 1
Coding region: 1-2712 (903 amino acids)
Source: RefSeq, a predicted model, not a curated record
AUGAAAAAUCAGGAAUUAAGGAAAAUUCUAGGUAUAGGCGCAGUGCUUCUUGCUUUCUUUAUCGCAGAGUGCGAGGGAAGCGGGGAUGUGUGCGGUAAGGAUGGUCUUAGCGUUGAUAAACUGUCUAUAGGAGGGAAAAGAAAAGCAUGCGAAAUAAGCAACCCAACGAGUGCAGCGAGCCAUAUGCCUCCAUCAGUAGCUAAAAAGCAGAAAAAAGAAAAAAGAUCUUUGAAAGAAGUGUUUGAUAUUAUCUGCGAGCAGAAAACAGUUGAAAACACAGAAGGUAGUGAUGAUAAUGAAGAAGAUAGUGAUCAUGUUCAAGAUGGUAAUGAUAAUGAAGGUAGUAACCAUGGUGAAGACGGCGAUGAUGAAAGAUCAGUCCAAGACAACCAUAAACAGGUCUCUCAGCCUGCAGGGACAAGACGCAGACAGAGAAUAAGAAAAGUAGAAAACAAUGGAAUUAGCCUGUGGAACAACAGAAGAUUAGACAGCAAAAGGAGAAAAGGGUACAAAAUAACACAUCAGACAAUAUAUAACCACCAAAACACUGAACAGUACAUACUGGCUGAUGUGAAUGUUGUAGCGUACCAAGAAAAGCUGAAAAAUAAAAUUAAAGAGUUUUCCGCACAAAUUGCCUCAUCUGUAAAAAAGAGUCCAAUGUGGUUUUUCGUUGCAAGCGAGGCUGUGAACAUAAAUAAUAAGUACAAACUUCUCUUUGGGAUGAAAGAGCUGUUUAAAACUGCGGAAGGAGAUGCGUAUAAGAAAAUGGUGGAGAGCUUAGAGGGAUACUACCCCGAUGUGAUUGGUGACAUGAUAGAGUAUGUGCAUAAACACCAUCCGCUGAGGCUCAGUAAAAGAAACCCCAAUGUGAAUGUGUGGAAGGAAACUUUGGGCGACAUUUAUCUGCGAAGAGAAGAAGAUCUAAAUUUCUGCAUCCUGGACAAACAGGAAGAGAUCAGCAAGAUUGACGAGAGGUGCCGUGAGACAGCGCUUGCCUUGCAGAUGAUUCUGAUGUUGCCCGAGGUGUACCAAGACUUUUCUGCAAUAAACAUAAACCAAAUAUACAAGAUAAAAACAGCGCCUGCUGACUUAUCUGAAAACACAAAAAACGAAAAUGUUCUCUUAGCCUUCUGCAGAAUAGCUAAAAAGAUCAGCAAUAACAAAGAGCAAACUAACAGUAUGUACAUGGAGCUGUACAGCUGCCUUUCAGAGAUACACAGCAGAGAAAAAAUGCUAGAACUAAAAGCUGCGGAUCUGUACAGAGAGAUAUACACAAUCAUUGGGAGGUUCUAUGAACAGGCAUACAUUUUUGACGAAAACAAUACUAUUCUAACGGGUAAGUGCAUGAUAACGAACCAGAAGUACAGAAAAUGCGAAAUAGAAGUAGAACUAUCAUCAGAAGAGGUGGACAAAAGAGUUCAAAGGCCAAACUAUUCAUUUGAGGAGAACAGAUGGACUGUUUCACCUGAUGUGCACGAGCACUACCACGUGUACUAUGUGGACAAUGCAACAAACCAGCUCAGACUGCUGUGCAUGCCCGUAUACAAAGAUGUCUGUGGACGGAAGCACUAUUUACACACAAUUAAUGACAUAGUAGAUCAUAUAAAAAAUUUGUAUGAAAUGAAAAUAGAGCUAGACCACAUACACCCCUUUAAGCUGAAAAAACAAACUAGAAACUGGUCGUAUGUCAAGAAGAAAGAGAGAAACAAAACAAUAAAAGACCUGGAAGAGUAUGAGAUAGUGUUCUAUCGCAUCGAGGAAGAUCUAAAAAAAAAGUUUACUUUUGCAGAGUUCAGGCAUUUAGAUUCUGCUGCAAAUGAUGACACGCUUAUUCCCCUCUUCCUUACUUCUCUAAUGAGGUCUGCUGUAGACCUCGGGCCGUUCAAAAAGAAAGAAGAGCACACUGAGCUGAAUUCCAUAGAGUUUGAAAACACAGAGCCCAGCGUGUACAUCUACGACAGAGAGUAUGCAAGAGAAGAAUAUUCAGAUGUUCAGAGUUACUACAGGAAUCUACACAUAUUACCGGAUAUAGAAAAGGGCGGUAAUGUAGAUUGCUAUAUAAUGGGCUUGCAGACAGACAGACAGCCAGAUAGUACUGUUAAGGCAGCAUGGUAUGUAAAAAUGCCCUCUAGUGUCGAUGAGUACACGCACUGUGUGCUUGGCAAAGCCUUCAAAGGAAAAGAAAACUCUAGAAAGCUCGAUGCAUUUAUUGCAGCUCUAGAGUCGAGAAAGUGCUGUAAAGAUAGCGAGCUGCAGGCCGUUUGGCUGCAAAACAAUAGCAUACUAGAGAACGGUGAUCCGACAGAAAAGAAGCCUGUGAUAAACAUCUGGCUGCCUAGCAGACACUGCGAAGAAAGAAUAGCAAAGAAAAAUGUAACAGAGAUCAAGUAUUCUCUCAGAAAGACAAAAGAUAGAUUGAUAGUGGCAAAAAAGAUAGUAAGCGAGUUGGGAAGCUCUAACAAGUACGCCGACACGCCAGAGCUGCUGAGAAAAAAGAACACAAAGCGAACUACAAAGAGCAAACUGAAAGUUAAGCUAGACAAUCUAUAUAAACAGCUAUACAUAAAAAUAUCUAGGAAGCCCAGCCCACAGACAGAGCUCAUAGUUUUUCGAAAUGCCAACAGCAGCAAAUCCAACCUGGGAGCACACAACGAAAUUCUUGAUGCUUUUAUCUCGUGCUACAGGUGUUCAAGGGAUAUCAGCAACAAAUAA